UGGGGCCGGGUUCGCGGUGCUCGCCGAGGCGGCGGCGGCGGCUGCUGCUGGAGGCGCGGGCCGGGGCCCGCGGCGGGGCCGUGGCUUGUCCGGGAGGGUGGCGGGGAGGGACGCACGGGGAAGAUGGCGACGGCGGGCGCGAACGGGCCCGGGUCGGCCACGGCCUCAGCUUCCAAUCCGCGCAAGUUUAGCGAGAAGAUCGCGCUGCAGAAGCAGCGUCAGGCCGAAGAGACGGCGGCCUUCGAGGAGGUGAUGAUGGACAUCGGCUCCACCCGGUUACAGGCCCAAAAGUUGCGACUGGCCUACACGAGGAGCUCCCAUUAUGGUGGUUCUCUGCCCAACGUGAACCAGAUUGGCUGUGGCCUGGCUGAGUUCCAGAGCCCCCUCCACUCGCCUCUGGAUUCAUCUCGGGGCACGCGGCACCACGGGCUGGUGGAACGGGUGCAGCGAGACCCCCGAAGGAUGGUGUCCCCACUCCGCCGCUACCCCCGCCACGUCGACAGCUCUCCCUAUAGCCCUGCCUACUUGUCCCCUCCUCCGGAGUCCGGCUGGCGGAGGACGAUGCCCUGGGGCAGUUUCCCUGCAGAGAAGGGACAGUUGUUUCGACUACCGUCUGCACUGAACAGGACAAGUUCUGAUUCUGCCCUUCACACCAGUGUGAUGAACCCCAGCCCUCAGGACACUUACCCAGGCCCUGCCCCUCCCAGCAUCCUGCCCAACCGCCGUGGAGGUUUUCUGGAUGGUGAAGUGGACUCCAAAGUCCCUGCUGUUGAGGAGAACUUGCUAGAUGACAAGCAUUUGCUGAAGCCGUGGGAUGCUAAGAAGCUGUCCUCACCCUCCUCCCGACCUCGGUCCUGUGAAGUCCCUGGAAUUAACAUCUUCCCGUCUCCUGAGCAGCCCGCCAGUGUGCCCGUCCUCCCACCUGCCAUGGGCACAGGCGGCUCCCUGCCCGACCUCACCAGCCUGCACUUGCCCCCGCCACUGCCCACUCCCCUGGACCCUGAGGAGACGGCCUACCCCAGCCUGAGUGGGGGCAGCAGUACCUCCAAUCUGACCCACACCAUGACUCACCUCGGCAUCAGCGGGGGCCUGGGCCUGGGCCCGGGCUCGGGUUAUGAUGCGCCGGGACUUCACUCCCCUCUCAGCCACCCAUCCCUGCAGUCCUCCCUGAGCAACCCCAACCUCCAGGCCUCCCUGAGCAGCCCCCAGCCCCCGCUCCAGGGCUCCCACAGCCACCCCUCCCUGCCCGCAUCCUCCCUGGCCCGCCACGCACUGCCCACCACCUCCCUGGGCCACCCCUCGCUCAGUGCCCCGGCCCUCUCCUCCUCCACCUCUUCCUCCUCCGCUUCAUCUCCCGUGCUGGGCGCCCCCCCUUACCCAGCUUCUACCCCCGGAACCUCCCCCCGCCACCGCCGUGUGCCCCUCAGCCCCUUGAGUUUGCCCGCGGGCCCAGCUGACGCCAGAAGGUCCCAACAGCAGCUGCCCAAACAGUUUUCGCCAACAAUGUCACCCACCUUGUCCUCCAUCACUCAGGGUGUCCCCCUGGAUACCAGCAAACUGUCCAGUGACCAGCGGCUGCCUCCAUACCCGUAUAGCCCCCCAGGUUUGGUUCUGCCCAGCCAGCCACCCACCCCAAAACCUCUACAGCAGCCAGGGCUGUCCUCUCAGGCCUGUUCCGUGCAGCCCUCAGGCGGGCAGCCCCCAGGCCGGCCACCACACUAUGGGGCACUGUACCCACCCAGCUCCGGUGGGCAGGGGCAGCAAUCUCACCACCGGCCCAUGAGUGACUUCGGCCUGGGGAACCGGUCUCCGCGCAGCGUGCUCUCCGGUGCCCGCUGCUCCGACUCGCUCUCUUCCUGGCAUGCGCACGCUCUGUCCCAGCAGCUGGAGCACUUCAGCAUGGAGAACCCAUCAACCAGCCUGGCGCUGGAUCCCCCUGGCUUUUCUGAAGGGCCUGGAUUUUUAGGGGGUGAGGGGCCAGUGAGUAGCCUCCAGGACCCCCAUGCCCUCAACCACCAGAACGUGACGCACUGUUCCCGCCAUGCCGCAGGGCCCAACAUCAUUCUCCCAGGAGAGUCCUCCCCAGGUUUCUCUAAGGAGAUUGCGGCGGCCCUGGCCGGAGUGCCUGGCUUUGAGGUGUCGGCAGCUGGGCUGGGACUGGGGCUCGGGCUGGAGGAGGACCUGCGCAUGGAGCCACUGGGCCUGGAAGGGCUCCACAUGCUGAGCGACCCCUGUGCCCUGCUGCCCGAUCCUGCCGUGGAGGACUCAUUCCGCAGUGACCGGCUGCAGUGAGGGGCCUCAUCGGCACCCCUCUUGGUGGCCCUGCCCAUCACUGUUCCUUUCCUCCCUUCCCCCUGGCCAGUAGAGACUCCACUCUGCCCCCAGAUCCUCUUUCUAACAUGAACGAGGGAUCCCAGGAAUGAGAAAAAGCAAGGGUUUUGUCCAGGUGGCCCCUGAAUUCUGCACAAGGGGUGGGCCUGGGGGAGCUCAAGGGAGGGCCUGAAGCACUUGUAACUUUGAACCGUCUGUCUGGAGGUCAGAGCCUGUUGGAAGGCAGGGGUGGAGGGGAGCCCCGGAGGCAGGGCUUGCCCGGAUGCCUGGGGGUGGGCAGUGCCAACCCCUCCUCACCACUCUUCCCCUUGCAAUGGAGGAGAGAGCCAGAGUGGAUAUUAUUUUUUAUUAAAUAUAUUAUAUGUUAAUAAAAAAAUCGUCUCAAA
Molecule: messenger RNA, 2717 nt
Organism: Zalophus californianus (California sea lion)
Lineage: Eukaryota; Metazoa; Chordata; Mammalia; Carnivora; Otariidae
Gene: CRTC2
Product: CREB regulated transcription coactivator 2
Exons: 15
Coding region: 124-2292 (722 amino acids)
Biological process (GO): positive regulation of transcription by RNA polymerase II; protein homotetramerization
Cellular component (GO): nucleus; cytoplasm
Molecular function (GO): cAMP response element binding protein binding
Source: RefSeq, a predicted model, not a curated record